AUGGCGUCCUCCACACCUAAGCCUUUCGAUUAUGACUCCGAGCUGCCUUACCCGGCGCUGCACGAAAAGGCGAAGUAUGUCGUCUUGACUGACUGGGACGGAACGAUCACGGAUAAGGACACCAAUGACUACUUGACUGACAACUAUGGCAUGGGUUACGAAGCACGCCGAGCUUUGAACAACAAAGUUCUCACUGGUGAAGUAUCAUACCGGGACUCGUUCCACCAGAUGCUCGAGUCUGUUACGCUCCCAUAUGACGAGUGCAAGCGGAUACUGCGGGAGAACAUCGGACUGGACCCCGGUUUCAAAGAAUUCUACGAUUUCUGUCGGUCAAAAGACAUCCCCGUCGUCCUAGUCUCCAGCGGAAUGACACCCAUCAUCCGCGCCGUCCUCUCCUCUGUCUUACCAGACGACGCCGACUCCAUCGAAAUCAUCGCCAACGAAGUCAAAUUCUCCAACCCUGACGACCCCGCCUCGCACUGGGAAAUCAUCUACCGCCACCCCCACUCGCACCACGGGCACGACAAGUCCAAGGCUAUCCUCCCCUACCGUGACUUGCCAGGCGAGCGGGUCAUCUUCUUUUGUGGUGAUGGCGUGUCGGACCUGAGCGCUGCGGCACAUGCGGACGUGCUGUUUGCCAAGGAGAUGGCGAAUGGGGAUUCGGACUUGAUGCGGUUUUGUAAGCGGGAGAAGAUUGCGCAUGUGCCGUUCAACGACUUCACCGACGUCACUAAGCGCGUCAAGGAGGUCAUCGAGGGCAAGCCGUAUAAGGAGGUCCUUCGUGAAGCCGGGAACGACGUAUAA
Messenger RNA from Dioszegia hungarica, 804 nucleotides. Its product is annotated as HAD-like domain-containing protein. Lineage: Eukaryota; Fungi; Basidiomycota; Tremellomycetes; Tremellales; Bulleribasidiaceae. The record is from RefSeq and is a predicted model, not a curated record. The transcript is spliced from 7 exons. The coding region runs from base 1 to 804 and encodes 267 amino acids. Gene Ontology annotation, molecular function: phosphatase activity.